Messenger RNA from Juglans regia (Persian walnut), 2282 nucleotides. Its product is annotated as magnesium transporter MRS2-1. Gene Ontology annotation, biological process: transmembrane transport; magnesium ion transport. The record is from RefSeq and is a predicted model, not a curated record. Gene Ontology annotation, cellular component: membrane. Bases 596 to 1957 code for a protein of 453 amino acids. Gene Ontology annotation, molecular function: magnesium ion transmembrane transporter activity. The transcript has 5 exons. NCBI's taxonomy places the organism in Eukaryota, Viridiplantae, Streptophyta, Magnoliopsida, Fagales, Juglandaceae.
UUGUUUUCGCCCAUAGGUUGACUACGAUGCUUCUUGUUUUUUAUUCUUUGUAAUAACCUGCUUUAUUUACAAAACAAGUAUUUGUUUUUUCAUGCGCGCGCGGGUGAAACAUAAAUGCUGCUUGAAGCUUGUUCUUCGAAUCAUGAGAAAUUAGGGCCUGCAGAAAGAUACUCAUUUUUGCUCCUUUUGCUUGUGGAUGGAUUGAGUGGAAGAAUAAAUAAAUAUGAUGUUUUAUGUUGUUUAGCUCCAAAAGAAUGCAGCAUCUUUAGUUGGAGAAUUUGAAUGCCGUGUGAUGUCUACCUAAAAGGGUCUCAAUUUUCGAAAGCUAUGGAACUCGUAAUCAUACAAAAGCACAUGUUUUUGCUUUGGUCAUUUUGUUAUUAUAUUUACUUAUUUAUCUCCAAGAUAUUUAAUAUGAAUGUGCUAAAAGCUUAAGAUAUACUUAACUAUCAGAAAACAUUCACACAAUGGCCUUUAAUGAAUGAGUGAAUCAUUUGAUAUCUUGGGUAAAGUUUAGUCAAGGUAAGCAAGUUUUGUGUUGGUAUGAUUUUUAAUCACGUCGUUGCAACAUGUAAAUGUAAUUGUCAGCUGUUUUAUGAGUUGCAGCAGUUUAAGCUCAUUGUCAAUGGCUGAUCUUAAAGAACGAUUGCUCCCUCCGAAACCUCAUUCAGCCAUAAACCUAAGAGAUACAGCUUAUCGAUCUUCAGCCUCUGGGCGGCAACCUUUCCAGGGUAUGGAUGUUUUGGGGCUGAAGAAACGGGGCCAAGGCCUUCGAUCUUGGAUUCGUGUUGAUACAUCUGGUAAUUCCCAAGUCAUUGAGGUUGACAAAUUCACUAUGAUGCGGCGUUGUGAUCUUCCUGCCCGUGAUCUACGUUUAUUGGAUCCUCUAUUUGUUUACCCCUCGACAAUCCUAGGUAGAGAGAAGGCUAUUGUUGUGAACUUGGAGCAGAUUCGAUGUAUUAUCACGGCCGAUGAGGUUCUAUUAUUAAAUUCCCUAGACAGUUCUGUAUUGCAUUAUGUGGUGGAGCUACAACGGCGAUUGACAACAAAUGUUGUGGGUGAGGUAUGGCAGUCAGAUGCCACAGGCUUGAACCGGAGGAGGGGAAGUAGAAAUUUGGAUGAUGUGUUUGGAAGCCCAUCACCAGACUAUUUACCUUUUGAGUUUAGGGCUCUUGAAGUUGCUCUGGAGGCUGCUUGUACAUUUCUUGAUUCUCAGGCAGCAGAAUUAGAAAUUGAAGCAUAUCCGUUACUAGAUGAACUUACAUCAAAGAUCAGUACGCUCAAUUUGGAACGUGCUCGUCGAUUGAAAAGCAGGCUUGUUGCAUUGACACGGAGAGUGCAGAAGGUUAGGGAUGAAAUAGAGCAGCUCAUGGAUGAUGAUGGAGAUAUGGCUGAAAUGUAUCUCACUGAGAAGAAAAGGAGGAUGGAAACAUCACUUUAUGGUGAUCAGUCUUUGUUGGGAUACAGAUCAACUGAUGGUGCAUCUGUUUCUGCUCCUGUUUCUCCUGUUUCUUCACCCCCUGAAGCCCGGAGGCUUGAGAAAAGCUUGAGCAUUGCAAGGAGUCGGCAUGAGAGCAUGAGGAGUUCUGAAAGUGCCACAGAAAGCAUAGAAGAGCUUGAAAUGUUGUUGGAAGCAUAUUUUGUUGUCAUUGAUAGCACCCUCAACAAGUUGACAUCGUUGAAGGAGUAUAUUGACGACACGGAAGAUUUCAUCAACAUUCAGCUGGAUAAUGUUCGGAACCAGCUGAUCCAAUUCGAGCUGCUACUCACAACUGCUACAUUUGUUGUUGCGAUCUUUGGGGUGGUGGCAGGGAUCUUUGGCAUGAAUUUUUCAAUACCCUUAUUCGAUGACACUGGUGCAUUUAAGUGGGUUCUUAUAAUCACAGGCGUUACUGGGGUUGUCAUAUUCAGCUCAUUUGUUUGGUUCUUCAAGCACAGAAGACUGAUGCCGCUAUAACUCUGCAAAGAAACUGCAAUCAGGAAAGUACAGAGGAAACAAUCAUUAUCAUUGUUUUACCUUCUAGAUGAAUUUAUGGUGGAUAACGACUGCCUCUAUUUUAGAGCGAUUCUUUUGAUUAAGUUUAGGUUUAAUUGUAAGAAAUUUUGGUAAAAUACCUAGUGAUCGUGAAAAUCUGUGGCUAAAACUAGGCUUCGUAUCGAAUGUAUAUUAGCAAGGGUGGUGAUACUACCUACGAAUAUUUAUUAGUCGGAAAAGUAAACCGUAUAUGAAGUAAAUGAGAGGCGUAUCGUAUGUUGAUGAUGGUACGCUUGGAUUUAUUGCA